UUCUUAUCUAGCAGAACUCCAUUAUUUACAAUAGUUCUGCCAAAUCACUACUUAUUAUCAUUUUUCAGUUCGUGAUAAACAAAUUAAAUUUAGAGCAAUUCGUUCCAUAGUUAUAAUUGAGUGUUUUUCUAUUUGGUUAUUCAGUUGUAUUUGCGGAAGAGAAUUUAGCAGAUUGACCAAAAAUGUCGGUAAAUACUGAAGCAAGUGGGUCACAGCAAACAAAAAGCGAAAGCAUAGAAGAACAGACAAAUGGGGUUGGCGACAGCAAAAAAAUUGCUUUAAUAACCGGCAUUACUGGGCAGGAUGGCUCCUAUUUGGCUGAAUACCUUUUGAAGAAAAACUAUGAAGUUCAUGGUAUUAUACGCCGUGCUAGUACAUUUAACACAUCUCGUAUUGAGCACCUUUAUGCCGACCCGGUGGCACACAAAGGCGGUAAAAUGAAGCUGCAUUAUGGUGAUAUGACGGACAGCAGCAGCUUGGUGAAGAUCAUAAAUAUGGUAAAACCAACGGAAAUUUAUAAUUUAGCUGCACAAUCCCACGUAAAAGUGUCAUUUGAUUUGAGUGAAUAUACUGCCGAAGUUGACGCCGUUGGUACAUUACGUAUUCUGGACGCCGUACGUACAUGCGGCAUGGAGAAAACCGUACGUUUCUAUCAGGCCUCCACUUCGGAACUGUAUGGCAAGGUGGUGGAGACACCACAAAAUGAGCAAACACCUUUUUACCCACGUUCGCCAUAUGCUUGUGCCAAAAUGUACGGAUUUUGGAUUGUGAUCAACUAUCGCGAAGCGUACAAUAUGUUUGCUUGUAAUGGUAUACUAUUCAAUCAUGAAUCCCCGCGUCGAGGUGAAAAUUUUGUGACACGUAAAAUUACCCGCUCAGUUGCGAAAAUAUAUCACCAACAGUUGGAAUACUUCGAAUUGGGUAAUCUUGAUUCGAAACGUGACUGGGGUCACGCUAUGGACUACGUGGAGGCGAUGUGGAUGAUGCUGCAAUGUAAGGAACCCGCCGAUUUCGUUAUUGCCACUGGUGAAACGCACAGUGUGCGAGAAUUUGUGGAAGAGUCCUUUAGAUUCAUUGGAAGAGAAAUUGUAUGGCAGGGUGAAGGUAUCAACGAAGUGGGCAUCGAAAAGGAAACAGGUGUGGUGCGUGUGCGGAUUAAUCCAAAGUAUUUCCGUCCAACAGAAGUUGAUCUACUUCAAGGUGACGCGAGUAAGGCGCGCCGCGAACUUAAUUGGUCCCCAAAAGUUUCUUUUAAGGAAUUGGUUAAAGAUAUGAUGGUGGCUGAUAUUGAGCUUAUGAAAAAGAAUCCCAUUGCCUAAGUAAAUUAUUUGAAAGUGUGAAUUACUUGUGACAGUACAAGCGUUUUUUACUAAAGCACAAAUAUAGUAAAGCGACAAGAAGCGUAGUACACAGCAAUAUUAAGCUACAUUUAUUUAGUAUUAGGUAUGAGUAUCUAUAUUCUUUUAUGUAGUGACUUCACUUGGCAGUGUGCAAAAUUUAUUUAGUUUAUUUAGUCGGCUAUGUAUUAUUUGUAAUUAUACUCUCAUUGUUGUAUUUAUGAAUGUUUUAUACACUUUGCAUUCCAAAGCAAAUUAUAGUUGUAUUACAUGCAAUAAAUGUGCUAUGAAAUAAGA
Anastrepha obliqua is the source of this 1634-nucleotide messenger RNA. It is a transcript of the gene Gmd, whose product is annotated as GDP-mannose 4,6 dehydratase. The record is from RefSeq and is a predicted model, not a curated record. Bases 183 to 1319 code for a protein of 378 amino acids. The transcript has 3 exons. Gene Ontology annotation, biological process: GDP-mannose metabolic process. Gene Ontology annotation, molecular function: GDP-mannose 4,6-dehydratase activity. NCBI's taxonomy places the organism in Eukaryota, Metazoa, Arthropoda, Insecta, Diptera, Tephritidae.